Pygoscelis adeliae (Adelie penguin) is the source of this 1143-nucleotide messenger RNA. RefSeq names its product HAUS augmin-like complex, subunit 1 (gene HAUS1). Gene Ontology annotation, cellular component: HAUS complex; cytosol. The record is from RefSeq and is a predicted model, not a curated record. Lineage: Eukaryota; Metazoa; Chordata; Aves; Sphenisciformes; Spheniscidae. Gene Ontology annotation, biological process: centrosome cycle; spindle assembly. The coding region runs from base 1 to 924 and encodes 307 amino acids. The transcript is spliced from 9 exons.
AUGAUAAUUGACCAUAACGGUGGUUCCUCGCUAUUUUCUGUCGUUUCACUUGACUGUUUACUCUUUUUUUCCCUUCUCUGGCAGGUUACUUUAUGGCUAAAGAAAAUAUAUGGGAAUCAGCCUAUCCCACAGUACGAAGUGAAUGCAAGGACAGUUGAUAUCUUGUAUGAGCUUGUAGAAUGCAAUGAAGCCAGAGACAGGGAUGUUUCUUUGCUGAUAGAGGACAUGAAGCAGAAGGCAGCAGAAUAUGAAGCAGAAGCUAACUAUCUACAGGGCCUUCUCGCAGAAAGCCUAGAUCUUUCUCUGUCCAGUCUGUCCAGCGAAGGCACCAGCUACCUCGACGUCCUGGUAAACAGCGCAAUGACACUUGAAACGAAGGACACUUCUCUUGCCAGCUUCUUCUGUGCCAUCAAUGAUAUGACUUCGGAGCUGUAUGCAACAGAAUCAGAAAACAGAGAAAUGGAACUGGAAUUGACCAACAUUAGGAAAAAACUAACGGCAGCGCUGAUGCUGGAAAAGCAGUUAGAGGGGGAUCUUAAAAAAACAGAGGAACGUCUGGAAGUAGAAAAGGCCAAAGCUGACAGCCAAUCCCAGAACUUGAAGUUCCUGAAAGAUAAAUCUGAGGAUUUAAAAAUCAGGAUCAAGGCUGCUGAGGAGCAGCUUGCUGCCACGGGGUUGAACCAAUCGCUGACACACGAGUCGCUCGUGAGCCUGUCUGAGCAACUGGCUGCACUGCAGGAAGAAAUUGUGCCUUUGAAGAAGAAACUGGAGUCCUACCUAGAUUUAACUCCUAAUCCUGCCCUUGCACGAGUGAAGAUUGAAGAAGUAAAACGAGAACUGAAUGCCUUGGAGGCAGAGUUCUCAAAGGAGAUCGAUAUGCUGACUCUUGAGAUGCCAGAGCCCAGCAAACUCCGGUUCACCUGAAGCGGCCUGCCCAUGGAAGAUGAUCUCCCUUCUGUUGUCUAUUUAUUUGCACUAGUAAAGCCUUUUGGAAUUCUUACUGUACUUCUGCAGCUUUCUGCCUUACUCUUCUUGCUGUUGGAUGGCACACUUGUGACCUUCCAGCAGGCAUGCUCAUUUUUAGGGGUUCAUGUAGCCUUGCAUUUGUAAACAUCACCUAGUUUUCAUAAAAUAACCCCCAAA